This is a messenger RNA of Aedes albopictus (Asian tiger mosquito), 7727 nucleotides long. RefSeq names its product synaptogenesis protein syg-1. The record is from RefSeq and is a predicted model, not a curated record. NCBI's taxonomy places the organism in Eukaryota, Metazoa, Arthropoda, Insecta, Diptera, Culicidae. Bases 222 to 2501 code for a protein of 759 amino acids. The transcript is spliced from 11 exons. Gene Ontology annotation, molecular function: protein binding.
UACCGAACAGUCAUUUGGACUGCUUUUCAUAACCCCCGUCGUCUGUGACCUUUGGCAGAAAGUACACACGUUUCUUCAACCCUGUCAUUAAUCUCACUAAUUACUAACAAUCCACUCACAAUGAUUAAUCGAUUCGGUUGCUUUCUCUCCCUCCCUCCUACACAGGUAUCCCAACCCCGAAAAUCACCUGGUCCACCAAUGGUAAGGUCCUGCCGAGUACGAUGAUGGAGUACUCGCACGAGUCGACGCUCAGCAGCAAGCUGGUGGUGCGAAAUCUAUCCCGUGACCACCAGCAUACCGUGUACACCUGCCAGGCGAGCAACUUCUUCAAACGGAACGUGACCGCCAACGUCACGAUCGAGUUGCGGUUGCGACCCCUGGUGGUGGAAAUCGUCAACGGUAGCACGCCGCUUUCGUCCGACCGGCACUACGUCAUUCAGUGCCAGUCGAGCGGGUCACGACCACCGGCCAAAAUAAGCUGGUGGAUGGACGAGAGGCAGCUGAAGGCGACCAAUCAAACGACGUCCGAGAACGGUAACAGUACCACUUCGCUGCUGAGCUUCACGCCGACGAGGGAUGACCACGGGCGAACCCUCACCUGUCGGGCCGUCAACGAGCUGGUCAAGCGGGGGACGAAGGAGACCUCGAUCAAGCUGAACGUUUUCUAUCUUCCCACGCUGAAGCUCGAGCUGGGCACGAACAUGAACCCGGAAGACAUCGAGGAAGGAGAUGACGUGUACUUUGAAUGUAAAGUGAAUGCAAAUCCGUCUGCAUACAAAGUGGUGUGGAAGCAUAAUGAUCAAGUCGUCCAGCACAACUCCAAGACCGGUGUGAUAAUGAGCAGUACGGCGCUGGCGUUGCAAGCCGUCACCCGGCAUCAGGCCGGCAACUACACCUGCAUCGCGUCCAACGUCGAGGGAGACGGCGAGAGCAACACCGUGGAUCUGAAAGUGAUGUACAAACCCAUUUGCCGGCCGGACCAGAAGAAGAUCUACGGAGUGGCGCGAAACGAGGCAGCCGAAAUACUGUGUCAGGUGGACGCCUACCCGGCGCCGGAAUCGUUCAAGUGGUCCUUCAACAACACCGCGGAAACGAUCGAUAUGCCCCAGAGUGGCUACCGGGUGCAUACCGAGCAGGCGUCCACCCUGACCUAUACGCCCGUUAAGGAGCAGGAUUACGGGACGAUCAUGUGCUGGGCGGACAACGCCGUCGGACAGCAGCGGGAGCCAUGUGUGUUCCAUUUGAUUGCCGCUGGCAAACCGGAGAUGCCCUACAACUGUUCCCUGGUCAACCAGACGUCCGAAUCGCUGGAGGUGAACUGUGGGGAAGGCUUCGACGGUGGUCAGCGGCAGGCGUUCGUCAUGGAGAUCUACGACCAGCAGACCCACAUGCUGCUCGCCAACGUGUCAUCCGGGCUGCCAAUGUUUACCGUCCGGGGGUUGGAUUCCGGCCGGCUGCUCAAAAUCGUCAUCUAUGCGACCAACAUGCGGGGCCGCAGCGAACCGAUCCUGAUGCCGGCGUACACGCUGAAACCGGCGGAGAAGCAAACCGGUCCACACGCCGAGUUCGAAUUAUCGCCGAUCCUAUCGAUCGGGAUAUUUAUUGGCAUUUUAACGGUGAUAAUCUGCAUAAUAAUCGCCGUCGCUGCCGCACUGAAGCUGCGCACCAGUCAACCCGGCAAGGGGCACCACACGGCCAGCGGCAACGGCAAGGCGGGCGGUCUCGGCAAGCGGCCCGGUAAUCUACCAAUUAAGGAGAAAAUCUCGUUACCGCUCAGCCAAUCGGAGGACAUGUACGACGAGAAGAACCCGGACGUGGUACCCACGAACGAAGAUCCCGAUUACAAAUUGAUAUCGGCAAAUCAGACCCCCACGGCGCUGCAUAAUUCAUUAUGCAACAGCAAACACGACAUCAUCGGUCGAACGAUACUGGACGACAGCCGGAAAACCUAUCUAACAGGGCCGUCUAACGAAGUACACUACGCGGAAUUAGCAUUAGCAAUACCUCACGAUGACAAUAGCAAUAAAAAUCACCUCAAUCAUCUGAAAAAGCUACCGCCCCCUCCGGCCUACAACUAUUUCGACGAGCCGACGAUCUACGCCCAGAUCGACCACGGUGGCACCAACUACAAAACGUCCUCCACCUCGCCCUUCCCGCUGAUAUCACCGGUGUCCCAGCAGCAGCAGCAACAGCAGCCGACGACACCCCUGCAGCUGCAGUCCCUAAAUCAGUCACAAUUAACGUUACAGCUGCCAACGGACCAUCACAGUAGCAGCGGUAGCAGUCACAGCCAACAACAGCAGCACACGCCAACCUCGCUGCAAAAUCACACACCGACCUCGUUGCAGCAGCAGCAGCAACAGCAUCAUCAAAUGCACCAGGCGCCUCCACCGCCGGCACCGCAGCCGCUGCAACUGCCUAACAACAAUAAACAAUACCUGCGCGAAAUUGUCACAGUACGGACACCGCUGGCGUUUUCGCAACAGGAGAGUUGUGUUUAAUUAAAAUUUACUUCCAAAAACAGGCCCCGGGCCGGUGGUGCGCCUGGAUGUAUGUACACUCAUGUAUAUGUAUUCACGUACGUAAAAUGUAGGUUAUUUGAAUUACAGUCGAGUCUCUUACUAAACGAAUUCCUAUUAAACGGACUCCUAUUAAACGAACUCCUACUAGACAGGGGUGAGCGUUAUAGGAGACUAAGAGCUUAUGGGAUUCCGGCUUUUUGGGGGUGUGGCCUAUUAUCUCGGGUGUGUUAAGAGUUAGCGCAAUACUUUCUUCGGCAAAGUUUUAGGGCUUGAUAAGAUCUACCAUUUAGAACUUUGGUUCAUAUGAUUAGUUGGCAACUUGGCCGCUAGAGGGACCAUCAAUGAUUUGAUGCUAAAUUGCACUACAGGAACUAUAUCAGGUUGUCAAGCAAACGUUACGAUAUGCGACAGCUCAAGACCCUGAUAAUUUGGAAGGAUUGUGUCUUCGGGAAAGUUGUUGGGUACGCCAAUAACUUACUGACCAUGAGUUGCGAAGUUUGAAAUUCCUCCACUGGGCGGCGCUAGUGAGCAAGUAAAUUUUCAAAACCUCAUAUCUCAGAAUCCCGAUAACGUAGAAAGUUGGUGUCUUCGGCAAAGUUGAUCAGUAUGACCUAAACUUACAGAAAAAUAAACACUUGUUUCGCAAUUCUGCCACUAGGUGGCGUUUACCGGGUUUUUUCGUCUUUUUUUCUACUUUUUUGGGGUUUUUCGGCUUGGCAAAACUAGUGUCGCUCCCCCUGAUAACUUAGCAAGUUGGUGUCUUCGUCAAAGUUGAUCAGAAUGACAUAAACUUACAUAAAAAUUAACCCUUGUUUCGCAAUUCUGUCACUAGGCGUCGCUAAUGAACAUGCAAAUUUUAGAAAUCUCAUAGCUCAGAAUCCUGAUAACUUAGAAAGUUGGUGUCUUCGGCAAAGUUGAUCAGAAUGACAUAAACUUACAUAAAAAAUAACACUUGUUUCGCAAUUCUGCCACUAGGCGGCGCUAGUGAACAUGCAAAGCCGAAAAACCCCAAAAAAGUGAAAAAAAAAUACGAGAAAACCGGUGAACGCCGCCUAGUGGCAGAAUUUUUAAACAAGUGUUUAUUUUUAUGUAAGUUUAUGUCAUACUAAUCAACUUUGCCGAAGACACCAACUUUCUAAGUUAUCAGGAUUCUGAGCUAUAAGAUUUCUAAAAUUUGUAUGUUCACUAGCGCCGCCUAGUGACGGAAUUGCGAAACAAGGGUUAAUUUUUAUGUAAGUUUAUGUCAUUCUGAUCAACUUUGACGAAGACACCAAUUUUCUAAGUUAUCAGGAUUCUGAGCUAUGAGAUUUCUAAAAUUUGCAUGUUCACUAGCGCCGCCUAGUGACAGAAUUGCGAAACAAGGGUUAAUUUUUAUGUAAGUUUAUGUCAUUCUGAUCAACUUUGACGAAGACACCAACUUUCUAAGUUAUCAGGGGGAGCGACACUAGUUUUGCCAAGCCGAAAAACCCAAAAAAAAGUCAAAAAGACGAGAAACCCGGUUAACGCCACCUAGUGGCAGAAUUGCGGAACAAGUGUUUAUUUAUAUGUAAUUUCAUGUCAUACUGAUCAACUUUGCCGAAGACACCAACUUUCUAAGUUAUCGGGAUUCUGAGAUAUGAGGUUUUGAAAAUUCACUUGCUCACUAGCGCCGCCCAGUGGAGGAAUUUCGAACUUCGCAACACAUCGUCAGUAAGUUAUUGGCGUACCCAACAACUUUCCCGAAGACACUGUACUUCCAAAGUAUCAGGGUCUCGAGCUGUCGCAUAUCGUAACGUUUGCUUGACAACCUGAUAUGGUUCCUGUAGUGCAAUUUAGCAUCAAACUGUUGAUGGUCCCUCUAGCGGCCAAUUUGCCAACUAUUCAUAUGAACCAAAGUUCUAAAUGGUAGAUCUUAUCAAGCCCUAAAACUUUGCCGAAGAAAGUAUUGCGCUAACUCCUAACACACCCGAGAUAAUAGGCCACACCCCCAAAAAGCCGAAAUCCCAUAAGCUCUUAGUCUCCUAUUAAGCGGAUUCCUAUUGCGCCCCCCGACCAGUGAUCUUAUAAGAGUCUCGACUGUAUGUAAAAAGAGGGGGGAAAACUGGAAAAGGCCAGGGAAAAAUGUCGGUCGGAUGCGUUAGAAUGACAUCGCGCGCGCGUUCAUCGGGUAUAGGUAAUAUGUUUCACUUCAGCUGACAGCGCUCUCGGGCACACGGGACGACAACCGAUUAGAAGGUUAGGCUUUUGGACAUGACAUGUUAUGGUUAAGGGUUGGGUAUGAAAGGUGCGAUCUGGGUGAAACGUUUCGAUCCAGUGUGUUCAGUGGUGCUCAGGCUGGAGGAUACCGCGGGCCAAAUUUGCAAUUCGGGAUCGACCUGCGGGCCGCAUAAAACAUCGAUGCACAAAAACAACAAAAAGAACAAUUCUAAAGCAUAUUUAUUAAAAACCUGAACUGUUCAGAACUUGUGUAAGGGCCAAACUUUAUAAUCUAUUGCCCUUCGUGGAUUUCAAUUUAGAUUCAUAAGUUUGGUUGAGAAAAACUUUUGAGCUUCAAAAUAGAAAUUCACACAAACAAUUUAGAAGUUGCUUCUAGAAUUGCCUUGAAGCCACUUCAAGAACUUGUCAAGCAGCUAUUACAAGAAUUUUUUUUGAGUCGCUCCAAAAAGGUUUGCUGGAUUUUCUCCUGAAAUUUCUUGUGGAGUUGCUCCAGAAGGUUUUCGAGAAAUUUCUUGAAGUUUCUUUUAGUUUUUCUAGAAUUCUCUUGGAGCACCUCCAAGAACUCCUCUUAGAUUUGCCUCUGGAACUGCCCUAAAGUUACUUUAGGAAUUCCUCAUUAAUCGUUGCCAAGAAUUUCUUCUAGAAUAGCUUCCGGAUUUUUUCGAAAUUUUCAGGAGUUUCUUGAAGAUUUUAGUAUAUUCUUUCCAUAAGUCUAUUCUGAAAUUGAUAAAAUACUUCAUCAUUAUAUUUCUUCAAAAAUUAGAUUUAUUACAAUUGUUUCCGGAAUUUUCUUCAACAUUAUCUUCUAAAGUUGCUGCAUAACUUGCUUCAAAUUUAUUGUUCAAAUUUUCCUCAGGCGUUCUAGGCAUCUUUUGUGUCUUGAUGCAGUUGGUCCUGGAAUCUUGUUUGUAGUUACUCCUGAAAAUUCUCUUUUUGUUGCUCGAGGAAUUUAUUCUAAAGUUAUUUAAGAAAUUUCUGUUAGAGUGGCACCAGCACAUUUUUCUAGGAGAUGUUCCUAUAAUUUCCAUGCAGUAUCCCCACAACUUUCUCAUUGAGUUUCUUCAGGUUUAUUUUCUCCAGGAUAAUUUAAGUUUCUCCAUAUAUUUCGCUUAGAGUUGCUUAAAUUUUUUCUCCAAUAAUGUUUCCUGGAUUUUUCCCAAAAAUGUAUCCAACAGUUUCUCCAAAAGGGGACCGGAGACGCUUUAUGAAUCUCGCCUGAGAUUUUUUCUUUAAGUUCGUUCAGGAGUUUCGCUUGAACAAUUCAAAUUGAAUUCGUAAGGUUUGUUUCGAAAAAUAUGUGAGUCUUAUAAUAGAAAUUUAAACAAACAGUGAAAAUUAAACAAUAUUGGCAACCAAGUUGAGAUUUGUUGAGAAUUUUGUCAAAAACUUCGUGCUUUGUGUUUUUAUGUUCUUCUGAAAGGCGAAAUGUGAAAUAUUCGCUGCGUUGCAUUGAUUGCGCUUAAAAAUUGCAACUAAUUUUUUAAUGAUUCAAGAUUACCUUUUUUACAAACUUUCAUUUGAUUCGUACCACUUAUAAAUAACUAUAAGCUUGUAGCUGAAAUGCCAAAAUAUUUCGGAGUUGCGAUAUCGAAUCUUACCAGAACGGAUUGUUCUUUUAGUUUAUUUAUCAUUUAAUUUGCGUUCAACACUGUGAAACUUGAUCAGAACUUUUUUGUUUGUUUGAUUUCUUAAUAAAUUCAACGAAUUAUUUCAAAUAAUCGUUCAAAAAUUUCGAUUCGUCUUUAAGAAUUCCGCGGGCCGCAUUUUAAGGCUUGGAGGGCCGCAUGCGGCCCGCGGGCCGCAGGAUGAGCACCACUGGUGUGUAUCAUUAAAACACAUUGCAACAAAAUUUCAACUUUCUGUCUGUCUUUCUAUUAGCACCAUAAACCAUAAACCGAUCGGACAAACCGUUUUCGAGUUACACUCUUGUUCAAAGAUAGCAUGUGCAUUUUUAAGGGUCCUUUUACCUUUCUCGUACACCAAAGUGUACUGAAAGGCUAUAUGUUCACUUAACCCUUUGAAGCCGGAUUUUUUACAAGCGUUAUUAUAAAGUUUUUUCUACGCAUUUCUCUGGUUUUAGUGCUUAACAGCAUAGAAAGGGUAGAAUAUGAUGCAGAAUAUUUUUUCUGGAUAUCCUAGGUCAUCAAAAUUGUUUUUGAGUUUAGAUCCAUAAGCCUACGCGUGCAACGGUAACUUCUUUCGUCAUACAAAGCUUCGAUUUGUUAUCUAUCAUGUCCAGUCUUCUGGAUGUUCAAAAGACAGUAUCAGAUCUGUCAGGAUAUCUUAGGUUAUCCAAACUGUUCUUGAGUUCAGGUUCAGAAGUCUACGGGUGCGAUGGAAACUUCUUUCAUUAUACAAAGCUACGAUUUGUUAACUAUCAUGUUCAGUAAGUCUUCUGAAAGUUUAAUAGACACUAUCAGAUCAGUCGGGAUAUUCUAGGUCAUCCAAACUGUUUUUUAGUUUAAAUCCUAAAGUCUACACGUGUAACGGGAACCUUUUUCAUUAUAUAAAGCUACGAUUUGUAAUCCAUCUUGUCCAGUAAGUCUUUUGAAUGCUUAAUAGACAGAAUCAGAUCAUUCGGGAUAUCCUAGGUUAUCCAAACUGUUCUUGAGUUCAGAUCCUGAAGUCUACGGAUGUGAUGGUAAUUUCUUUCAUUAUACAAAGCUGCGAUUUGUAAACUAUCAUGUUCAGUAAGUCUUCUGAAAGUUUUAUAGACACUAUCAGAUCAGUCGGAAUAUCCUAGGUCAUCCAAACUAUUCUUGAGUUUAGAUCCUAAAGAGUACGGGUGUGACAGUAACUCCUCUAAUUACACAAAUUAACGAUUUUUAUUCUAUCAUGUCCAGUAAGUCUUAUGAAUGUUUAAUACAGUGUCAGAUCAGUGAGGAUAUCCUAGGCUAUCCAAACUGUUCUUGAGUUCAGAUCCUGAAGUCUACGGGUGUGAUGGUAACUUCUUUCAUUAUACAAAGCUACGAUUUGUAAACUAAAGCAUUGUCCAGUUAGAAUCCGGAC